This is a messenger RNA of Nothobranchius furzeri (turquoise killifish), 1950 nucleotides long. The record is from RefSeq and is a predicted model, not a curated record. NCBI's taxonomy places the organism in Eukaryota, Metazoa, Chordata, Actinopteri, Cyprinodontiformes, Nothobranchiidae.
UUUGAAGCACCUUGUAAUUUUUAUCUUGAGAGGACCUUUUGAAAAAAUGGCUUCUGCUUUUAAUCUUUUUUCUUUGCUGCUCUCAGGCUUGUGGAGGAAGUGAAGCUUUGUGCCAGUAGCUGUCAGCUGCAAAAUGAAGAUGUCUACAUGAACACCACCUUCCAGGAUUUCAUGCAGAUGUGUGUCAGGAAGCUCAGAGGGGAGGACAAUGACGAAGAGCUUAUUGUUGACUAUGUGGAAAAGGAAAUUAACAAAAUGACUGUAAUGAUGCCCCACCAGCUCUUCAUCAAGGGAGAGUUUGUUGAUGCAGAGGGAGGAAAGACCUACAAGACCAUUAACCCCACUGAUGGCACGGUGAUAUGUGAUGUGUCCCUAGCCCAGACAAGUGAUGUUAACAAGGCAGUGGCUGCUGCUAAAGAGGCAUUUGAAGAGGGAGAGUGGGGCAAGAUGAACCCAAGAGACCGAGGUCGACUCAUCUACAAGCUGGCUGAUCUGAUGGAGCAGCACCAGGAGGAGCUUGCUACUAUUGAAGCCAUUGACUCUGGAGCUGUUUACACUUUGGCUCUCAAGACUCAUGUGGGCAUGUCUAUUCAGACGUUUCGCUACUUUGCUGGCUGGUGUGACAAGAUCCAAGGCAGUACCAUUCCUAUCAACCAGGCCAGGCCUAAUCGGAAUCUCACUUUUACCAAGAAGGAACCAAUCGGAGUGUGUGCCAUCGUGAUUCCCUGGAAUUAUCCCCUGAUGAUGCUGGCCUGGAAAGCCGCAGCCUGCCUGGCAGCUGGAAACACCAUGGUGCUCAAACCUGCUCAGGUGACUCCACUUACAGCACUGAAAUUUGCUGAAUUGGCAGCAAAAGCAGGACUGCCUAAAGGUGUUAUUAAUAUUCUACCUGGAUCAGGAGCUCUGGUGGGGCAGUGCUUGUCUGACCAUCCGGACGUACGAAAACUGGGCUUCACAGGUUCUACUGAAGUCGGUAAACACAUCAUGAAAAGCUGUGCUGUCAGCAACAUUAAGAAAGUCUCUUUGGAGCUUGGAGGAAAAUCCCCCCUCAUCAUCUGCAGUGACUGUGACAUGGACAAGGCCGUACGCAUGGGCAUGAGCUCGGUGUUCUUCAAUAAAGGAGAGAACUGCAUCGCUGCUGGCAGGCUGUUUGUGGAGGACUCCAUCCAUGACCAGUUUUUAGUCAAAGUGGUUGAAGAGGUCAAAAAGAUGAAGAUUGGUGAUCCUUUGGACCGCUCCACAGACCACGGCCCUCAGAAUCACAAAGCACAUCUGGACAAAUUGGUGGAAUAUUGUCAGAUUGGUGUAAAAGAGGGAGCCACUCUAGUCUGUGGAGGCAAGCAAGUGCAGCGCCCAGGUUUCUUCUUCGAGCCCACGGUGUUUACCGAUGUCCAAGACCACAUGUACAUUGCUAAAGAAGAGUCAUUUGGACCAGUUAUGAUCAUUUCCAAGUUCAAGAGUGGUGAUGUAGAUGAUGUCCUGAGGAGGGCCAAUGCCACAGAGUAUGGCCUAGCAUCGGGAGUUUUCACACAGGACAUCAGCAAAGCUCUCUACAUCAGUGAGAGACUAGAAGCUGGCACUGUUUUUGUUAACACCUACAACAAGACAGAUGUGGCUGCUCCCUUUGGAGGCUUCAAGCAGUCUGGAUUUGGCAAAGACUUGGGGCAAGAGGCUCUCGGUGAAUACCUGAAGACAAAGACGGUGACCAUCGAGUAUUAGCUCGUCCCCUAGAGGACGGCGAAGUGAGACGGCACGGAGACUAGAGGCAGAGGAAGUGACACUACCGUACAUGCCUCAACACAGUAGUUAAUAUUAACCUGUUUCAUAGGGAUGUGUCGGUGAAAUUCUGGUGAUACGAUACGAUGGAAAUCAUUUCAACAGCUUCUAAAAGUUUUACAACCUAACAUCCUCAACACUUGCUGCUGAUGAAUAAAAACUACUGAGCUCACA